Messenger RNA from Aspergillus pseudoviridinutans, 2592 nucleotides. It is a transcript of the gene facB, whose product is annotated as C6 transcription factor FacB/Cat8. The transcript has 5 exons. Gene Ontology annotation, molecular function: zinc ion binding; DNA-binding transcription factor activity, RNA polymerase II-specific; DNA binding. Gene Ontology annotation, biological process: regulation of DNA-templated transcription; DNA-templated transcription. Lineage: Eukaryota; Fungi; Ascomycota; Eurotiomycetes; Eurotiales; Aspergillaceae. The record is from RefSeq and is a predicted model, not a curated record. Bases 1 to 2592 code for a protein of 863 amino acids.
AUGCCUGGAAUUCUCCCUAUGAAAGUGAUCAAGGUCGGCAACGGCUCGCAAAGUCGUAUAGCUCAGGCCUGCGAUCGGUGCAGAAGCAAGAAGAUUCGCUGCGACGGAAUUCGACCAUGUUGUACCCAGUGCGCAAAUGUCGGUUUCGAGUGCAAGACAAGCGACAAGCUUAGCCGUCGAGCGUUUCCUCGAGGAUACACGGAAUCAUUGGAGGAACGAGUGCGGACCUUGGAGGCGGAAGUGAGGGAUUUGAAGAAUCUGUUGGACGAGAAGGACGAGAAGAUCGAUGUGCUGUCACGUAUACACUCUUUUUCGCCAGCUUCGCAACAAAGAGUUCAGACUACGUCUCAAUCACCGUCCUCUGCGGAAUCUGCUCGCCCCAAGGUGUCCGAGGCUGCCGAAGAAGCGAUUCAGAUUCCUGAAGUGCCAUCUUCGCCUGGGCCACUUGAUAGUCUGUGUGUCGGUCUUUCGAGUGCUCGAGGAUUUUUAGAUGUUUUCGCAAGAGAACUCAAAGAGCAGGGACGGCCUCUUUCUGGCAUUUCAACUCAGACUCUGACAGCCUCGCCUCCGGCCAUCUCUCAUGCCCGCGUUGAUCAAGCCAUAAAAACCGCCCCACGGCUUGUCUCUGACCAACUCAUCAAUAUCUUCUUCCAGGAAUGGGCGCCUCUGUACCCCGUCGUCCAUCGGCCGACCAUCCUCAAAGCUUAUGAAAAGUAUCUAUCGAACACAGAGUCUCUGCAGGGCACUACACAUGACAUGGUGCAACUGAACUUGAUUUUCGGGAUUGCUGCUCUUGCUUCUACUUCACGAACGAACCAGGAUCCCACCUUUUUCGAAGACAACUGGUCAUCAACCCUCGAGACUCUGUCAAACAGCAUUUCUAUCUCGACACUGCAGUGCUACGUCCUUGCUCAGAUGUAUUGUAUGACAAAGGGGGACUACACAGGUCUCCUCCGCUAUCGUGGCCUGGCCGUUGGCCUUUGCCAUCAACUAAGGCUCCACCAGAGCCAGAAGCGAUUUUCUUCCAACCCGCUGGUUGCCGAGACUCGUAAGAAGGUGUUCUGGUGUCUAUAUGUCCUUGAUCGUCUUACCGCUGCUUUGACUGGCUUGCCAGUCCUCCUACGCGAAGAGGAUAUCCGUACUGAAUACCCCGAGGACAUUGACGAUGAGAAUGUCACCGAGACCGACUUCUUGCCGACUCUGCCGGGCGAGUCGACCCGUAUUUCGAGCGCCCUUGCACUAUUCAGGGCAUCUCGAGUUCUGAACAAAGCUCUGGAGUAUAUUUUCCCGUCGGACGGUGGUCAUGAGAUAUUGGUGUCGAAGAUGCGUUCGGUUGCCCAGCAAUUGGACGCAUGGGUAAAGGCCCUGCCUGCUCACCUACGCCUCGAAUUCUCACAGGACAAACCAAGUACAAACAUCACGAGCAGCCGAUCGCCCCUUCUGUCUCUGGUUUACUACUAUAUCCGUUCUCUCAUUCAUCGCCCCGCUGUCUGCUUUGGCGAAGAACAUAUUCGCUCUCCAUCAAUUCUGGCUACUUUUGACUCCUGCAAGCAUAUUAUUCAGAUUCUCCAGCUGCUUGACGAAAGGCGUCUUUGUCUCUCGAUCAGUAUCAACCGGAAAGAGCUGGUGUUCACUUCUGGUUUAGGUCUUUUGUGGCAAAACACGGGGCUCAAACGCGAAAGCAAGCUGCUCAAGGAGUGCCAGAAGUUGCUUGCCGCCGUUAUUGAUCAGCUCGAGCGCGAGUCGGCUCGAGCGGCAGCAGAGUUCAGCUCGGUAGCCAGUCUGUUAGUUUCCUUCGACAGUGACAAGCGGGUGACCUCCGUCAACAACCAGUCCAUGUCCCCACCCGCACAGAAGCCGCUUAAGUCACCCAAGAAGCAGCUGCAGUCUUUGAAAUCACGGUCGGCUAGCGAUGAGGCGCCAAAUCAGCCGACCGAAUCGCUGUCACGCAGAUCGACCAUUUCGGGUACCAGUACUGGUGCCCCUCAUCGUCAUCUUCGAUCUCCCAGUCGGGUUAGCUUGCCAUGUGAAAAUUAUCCCGCUCCACAACAGUCCAUGAACAGGGCUUACUACACGUCGCCGUCUAUGGCACAUGAGCACACACAGACCAUGUCGAGCUCGGCUCCCUCGAGUGCCGCCGCGGGUGCGAUGAGUAUGGCUGACUGGGAAUUUGUUCUGAGUGACAUGGAUCACGGUUACUCGAACAUAUUUACMGGCAUCUACGGGGGCACAGAAUGUGGUGAGGACAGUGGUCCAUUUGCUUCUUUGACUGCGGGCUACGCUCCUCCAGCGGAUCAAAGUCCCAUGCCGCCGUCUGCGUCGACCAAGGAUGUUCCGGGUCUGUCACCCGAAGCCUGGUCGGCCAGCAGCAACAGCGACUUGCUGCCAAGCCAUGAGGUCAACCCAGCGCCGCAGAGCGUCCUCAGUUUCUCCGACGAAAGCUUGAGUGUCGAAGAUAGGUUGCCAUACCAUGAUUUGCAGCUGCCUCUGGACGAUUUGGACCCAUUCCGGGGAAUCAUGGUCCCGGCAGUGGACGACGAAAUUGAUGAAUUUGGAAUGACUAACGGUUGGGACCGACGGCUGGCCGUCUGA